AUGUCCGAGUCCAACUCGACUCACCAGUUCCCGUCGCCCAUUGGCGGGGUGCCGCUCCCCAUCGAUCUCGUGCCCUCGGUCAUUUUCUGCGUCCUCUACGCCGCCGUAUUUUCCCUCAUGACCUACCGCAUCGUGCGCCGCCACUCGCGCACCUUCGUAACUAUCGGUACGCUCUUCUUCUGCCUCGAACGGUACAGCUGUCGGCUUCGCAUCCGCGCCGUCGCGUCCCAACACCCCGGCCUGCGCAACAACCUCAAAUUCCUCACGUACCUCCAGACCUCCCUCGCAGGCGGCUUCCUCACCGUCGGCGGCGACGUCACGAACCUCAUCCGCGCGCUCCUCGUCGGCUCCACGCUCGGCUCGGACAUGCUCCCGCUCCACCCGAAGCUCACCCCCGCGCACGCGCGCGCCGGCGCCGCCCCCGCGCGGAGCUCGAGCACCUUCCUCUCCGCGCACCCCGGCGCGAACCCGGAGGGCCCCGCGCACGAGCUGCAGGCGCGCGGCGGGGACGCGGGGAGCUGGGGGACGGCGAGCCUCGACGAGGCCCUCGCGGACCACCCGCGGAUGCGGUUCUGGCUGCGGCAGGCGUGCGGCGCGACCGCGCUCCUCUUCCUGGGCGGCGUCGGGCUCGCGAUCGUCGCGGGUGUCAACUUCAAGCACGCGGUGCUCACGGGGGAGCGAUCCACGCUGAUCCGGGUUGCGUGGUGCGUGUAUGGGAGCGCGGCGCUCGCGCUCGCGCUGUUGUCGUGGAUCCACCUCGUCCUCUGCUGGGCGCUCUUCCGCCUCCCCCGCGUGCCGACGCGGUCCGUCGCGUGGUCGCUGCUCAUCACGUCCCUCCUCCUCUUGACGUGCAUCUACCGCAUCGACGUGCUCAAGUGCUCGACGACCGCGCUGGACGCGACCGGCCGCUGCUCGAACAACUCCCCCGUCGAGAAGGCGCUCUUCUGGCUGUUCCACGUCGGCGCCGAGUUCGGCGCCGUCGCCGUCCUCGUCAGCCUGAACUCCGUGAAGACGUUCGGCUCCGGCCUGUGGGGCGACGUCAAGAACACGGACCCGAAGCCGGAGCCCCCGCGGGAGUCGACCGCGACGGAGGCGUGA
Molecule: messenger RNA, 1098 nt
Organism: Epithele typhae
Lineage: Eukaryota; Fungi; Basidiomycota; Agaricomycetes; Polyporales; Epitheliaceae
Exons: 4
Coding region: 1-1098 (365 amino acids)
Source: RefSeq, a predicted model, not a curated record